AUGAAUAAUAAUAAUAAUAAUAAUAAUGAUAAUGAUAAUAACAGCAGCAGUAAUAAUAAUCACAAAAAAAAAAAAAGCAAUGAGCUUAAAGUACUGGAUAUACCACCCGAUAUUCAGCAGAAAUUAAGCCAAUUAAGUUUAAACAAUGAUACACCAAUACCAAAGCAACAAACUAAUGUAGUCAAGUCACAGUCAAAGAAGAAGGGCAACGACUCUUUUUUCCCCACAAAAAAUAAAAACGAUAAAGAUAAUAAUACUAAAGACUAUUUAAAAACUACAACAUCAAAAUCGUUUGUGUCGUCAUCUUCAAUGGAUUCAUUGCAUUUAUUAUUAGAAAAACAAAGACAACAACAAUUAAACAAUCCUUUGCAUCAGCAACAUCUUUUUUAUCCGGUCAAAGAAACCAAUAAAGUUCUACUAGAAUAUGAUACGGUUAGGAAAAUAACAGUUUUAAACCACUACGAAAUAAUUAAAGAAUUGGGGAGUGGUCAACAUGGUAAAGUUAAACUAGGCAAAGAUUUAAUCACCAAAGAAUUAGUAGCUGUUAAAAUUUUGGAUAGAGUGAGCCCCAGAUCUAAAAAUAAACUAUUUUUGUCGUCAAAGAAUAAAAACAAUUUUAAAAAGAAAGAUGUUAAUAGUGAUCUCGACAGUAAUACCAAGAGAGAGAUUAUUAUCAUGAAAAAAUUACACCAUAAACAUAUAGUAAAAUUAUUUGAAGUUCUAGACGAUUCUGAAGCGAGGAAGAUCUACUUGAUAUUGGAAUAUUGUAGUAAAGGUGAAAUAAGAUGGUGUCCCGGUGACCAAUUAGAAAUAAAUGCUAAAGGACCCCCAUUAUUAUCUUGUGACCGUGCAAGACAAAUUUUUAGAGACUUGGUUUUGGGAUUAGAGUAUUUACACUCGAUGGGCGUUAUACACAGAGAUAUUAAACCAGCCAACUUACUAUUAAGUUCGGAUAACGUGGUGAAGAUAUCUGAUUUUGGUGUUUCCUUGGCCACAACUUCCUCUAACCAAGAAGAAUUAUGUAAAACCGCGGGUACCCCAUGUUUUUAUUCACCAGAAAUUUGUUUAGGAAUAGAAGGGGCUGUGGACAAAUUUGAAGGGGAUCCCAAGACUGUUAUAUCUUUCCCCCUAGAUAUUUGGGCGUUAGGAGUUACUUUAUAUUGUUUAUUAUUUGGACGGUUACCAUUUGUGUGCCAGCAUGAAUUAGGACUCUUUGACAAGAUAAUAAAUGAACAACUAAGUUUCCCAUCAGCUUCAACAAUGAAAGAGUGUGAUGAAUUGGAAUACUUCCAAGCACAGGACUUACUAAUUAAACUAUUGACGAAAAAUCCAUAUAAAAGGGUUUGUUUUAAAGAGAUUAAACAGCAUCCUUUCACUUUAAAAGGUUUAUCAGUUCAAGAACGUGAAAAUUUCCAAAAUGAUAAUAAUGCAUGUGACCCAAUCAUUAUUAGUGAUAACCAUAGCUUAAAAAAAUUUAAUGACUUUUCUUUACCUGUAUCAGAACUAGAAAUAAACGAGCAGAACCUUACAAUUGCUAAUGGCAGUCAUAAUACUAAUCAUGAUAACGUAGGUAGCAAAGUUGCAUUGCCUGUAAAUUCAUCCUUUGCCUCACUUGAUAGUUUUUAUAUUGAUAAUUAUGCCACAAGAACAAAUCCAAGUUUUAUUAACUUGGGAUAUUCAACUACGAGAAGACCUCCUAUAAGUAAGAAUAGUAGUAUGAGUAAUCCGUACGGUGCAAAUGAUAUUAAAAAGAGAAGGAGUGAGAAUAAGAAGAAAAAGAAAAAGGACAGAGACAUUAUUAACAUUUGCAACAGCAAUAAAGGUAGCAGUAGUAGUAGCAGUAAUUAUAAUAAAGCCAGUAUUUUAGAUGCGAGCGACUCACAAUCUUUUCAGUUCAAAUGUUUUCAAAAUCGAAAUACAAAUAGUAAUGAGGGCUCCAAUAAUACCCCAAGAACUACAAUAUUAAAUAAUGUACCUAGCAUCUCCAAUAUGGCCGCUACAAACAACAAUAACAGCACAAGAAAACCAUUUCAUGCGCUGGCUCAGCAAAGAUGGAACAUACCUUCCAGAACCAGUAAUGCCAUCACUCCUCCUGAUAAAAGCAACAGUAAUAGGGUCAUCGCAAAUGAUACGGCAUCCAAUACCUCUAUUCCUAUUACUGCCCCUAGAGACCACAAUUACAGUACUAAUCAUAAUAAUAGCGCAUUUUCAUGGAAUGAUAGGUAUGGAUCAUCAUCAGCAUCAACGUCGAGUACAAGGACUACAACUACGUUAACUACCACUACUACAAGCGCUGGAACGCACUCUUCGUCAUCGUCUUUGUCAUCGUCAUCAUCAUUGUCAUCGUCAUAUGUUUCAGAAUCAAAUGUAAACACAUCUUCCCUGGUUUCAUCAUCCGUUUUAAAUUCUUCAUCGUUUAAUUCACGAGAUAUUGGAAACAAUAACAACAGUAAUACUUAUACUACUUUGCAUAACAAUUUUGAAUAUAUUGGCAAUAAUAAUAAUAAUAAUAAUAAUAAUAAUAAUAAUAAUAAUAAUAAUAAUGAUAUCAAUUCACCCGAUUCUCCCCAAAACCGUUCCUUUUCAUAUGAUUCGGAAGAUGCAGAAUCUUUGCCCUUUGAGUUUGGAUUGGAUUCCACACACAAUAGCAAGUUAUCAAUUAGUAGACUUAUAACACCACAUGAACAACACUCGUGUGUUUCAUUUCAAACACUUCAAGGUAACGGUAACAACAGUGUUCCUAAUUUUCAAAUACCACAAGUUAUAUUUGAGAAUGAUCUUCAGGAUAUUCGUAGUAUGAGUAGUGAUGCAAAUAAUAUAGGAAAAGAUGAUGAUGAUGAUGAUUAUAGAGAGCAGGAUUUGGUCAUUCAAGUUGGUCGUCAAAGAAAGAAAAGUCUUGUAAAUCAGGAAGAUAUUGUGCCUCCGAAAAAUAUUUCCACUGAUAAAACAUCAGUAGUAAAAAUAGACAACAAAACUGUUAGAAAGCUGGGAAGUCCUGAAGCAUCUACCUUGAAAAAUAAUGAUGAUGGAUCAACUUUAUCAUCAAGUACUUUAUAUUUACAGCCGCAGCUUUCCAAACAACAGCAAUGCAGUAAUAACAUCUCUGCGGCAUUUGUUGCCAGUGACAAGCCUGACGAGGUAGAUAUACCACCUGAUAUAUUAAUGAAGUUGCCUGAAGCGUGCAAAUUGUCUAAUAAUAUUGUUGCCAACACAAGCGAAAAUAUCACAAGUAGUAGCAGCGAUACCACCACUAGUACUGGAAAUGGUAAAAUCAAUGUUAUUGAUAAAAGGGGACAGCCCACUUCUGUAACUAAUGAGAUAGAGGUUUUCUCAAUAGGUAAUCGAUACUAUCAUCAAGCGGUGCCGAAUAAAAUUGAUAAUGACAAUGUCACUAAAGAAAGUGGGCUUGGAAAUAAGAAUUUGAGUACUAUAGAUCUAUUAAGUUCGAUGUUAAAUGAACAAAGUAAAUAA
Molecule: messenger RNA, 3471 nt
Organism: Saccharomycodes ludwigii
Lineage: Eukaryota; Fungi; Ascomycota; Saccharomycetes; Saccharomycodales; Saccharomycodaceae
Gene: SAK1
Product: serine/threonine protein kinase SAK1
Exons: 1
Coding region: 1-3471 (1156 amino acids)
Biological process (GO): protein phosphorylation; intracellular signal transduction
Cellular component (GO): cytoplasm
Molecular function (GO): protein serine/threonine kinase activity; ATP binding
Source: RefSeq, a predicted model, not a curated record